UUUCAAAUUUGAGUUGCUAUAGUAACGCGUGUUAUUAUAUGACUCGAUAUAUAAACACUGAAAGCGCUGAAAAUCUUGGUUGAGAGACGAGGCGAAUUCAGAGACUUGCAGAGACUUUUGUGCUGAAACUGAUUCUUCAAGAAGCCCUGAGGAUUCCUCAGAGGAGACUUUCUUUCCAGGACGACAUCGGAGGAUAUUUUCUUUGAAAAGAAUAUAUAAUUAUUUUAAUCGUUCAGAUUACUUGUUAAGACGCUUAUUUUAUUGCUCUUUUUUGUCAUUUCUGUUUUAGUUUGUGCCUUUUUUCUACUUGUUUGUUUAACAUUUAAGUUGUCUUUUAUUGAUUUGUCAUUAUAUUUUCUCUUGUUUGUAUUUUCUCUUGUGGUGGAGUUUUGCAGGACGGUCUUCAUGGCGCAAAUGGCUGAAAGAGGAAGCCGCUCCAGAUCCAGGAGUGCAGCUUUCACCCAGACAGCAGUUCAGGACACAGAGACACGGGACGCUUCUGGUGGGCUUCCUGGUUAUUUGGCUCCUCUGUCCUCCCUGUUGGCCGAUUCAGUGUCCACAGAUCAGAGGAAGAGGAAGCAGCAAACGGCGUCCACCUCGUCUAGGAGACCUGCCAAACGCUCUCGCAGAGACCAAUAUGCCAAGGGCCCGUUGCUGGGACGAGGCGGAUUCGGCUCUGUGUUUGCUGGGAUCCGCAGGUCUGAUGGACUGCCAGUGGCCAUCAAGUACGUGUCUAAAGAGCCGACGGACACCAGACUGAAAGUUGACGGUCAGGGUCGUCUGCCACUGGAGGUGGCGUUGAUGACCCGCGUCUCUUCAGCUCCUGUCUGCCCCAGUGUCCUGCAGCUGCUGGACUGGUUUGACCAUCGCAGACGCUACGUCCUGAUCCUGGAGCGUCCGGCUCCUUGCCAAGAUCUCCAGAGUUUCUGUGAGGAGAACGGCUGUCUGGACGAGCCUCUGGCCAAGAAAGUGCUGGUGCAGCUGAUCGCGGCGCUGAAACACUGCGAGAGCCGCCGCGUCCUGCACCGAGACGUCAAGCCAGAGAACCUGCUGAUCUCCACAGACUCACACGACAUCAAGCUGCUGGACUUCGGCUGUGGAGAUCUGAUGAAGGACUCGGCCUACAGAUACUUUGCAGGCACUCCAGCUUUUGCUCCUCCUGAGUGGUUUCGGCAUCAUCGCUAUCAUGCCUCUCCACUGACAGUCUGGUCCAUCGGCGUGACUCUCUACAACAUCCUGUGCGACUGUUUCCCAUUCAGAGGCGCACAGAGGGUCACGUCCAAAAGCAGACUGCACUUCCCGAGGAAGCUGUCGACAGGUUCUCCAGUCUCGAUGAAACACCCCACAAUGGCAGCACAGAUUGAGGGACACUGUUUCCUGCAUGAUACACCUUGCUGAGUCUUCAUUGAUGGAGCCUCAGUGAGACACCUUAAAGUCAAAUAAGUCUUGUCAAGGUGAGAGACGUUCCAGGAUUAUGAUGUACAGGUCAGGCUGUAGUAGUAUCUGGAUCUCUGGGCAGGAUUAAGACAAACUGCUAAUAGAAUGGGACCAGGCUAGAAGAAAGAUCAGUGUUGAACCGAGGUGCUUUCGCAAUAAAACUUCAGUUUAUUUGCCUGUUUAAAACACAAUCAACAAUCAAACAUGUUACAAUUAUGUUCCCAAUGUGUCAAGUGCAAUUUAUAUACAUUAUAAAUAUAUAUUGAUACUGUAGCGAAAUUAUAAUUCCUCAAAGCCAUCCUUGCCAAAAGUUUGCUCCAUAGAUGCAGCCAUAUGAUCCCUCACCAAAAAAUGCAUCUGAAGGAUUAACAACAGCAGUUGACAUGAGAUGUGUGUAAUGGCAGUGUGUUUAAUGUUGAGGUUAUGGCUGUAAACUCACCAUAACAGACUGUACUUCAAGACUUCUAGUUUCCUAAAGACCAUGAACAUCUUCUAGAGCAUGGGUUUUCAAACUGUGGGUCGCGACCCACUAGUGGGUCGCACAGUGAACAAAGGUGGGUUGCGCAACGUCACACAGCU
Molecule: messenger RNA, 2016 nt
Organism: Danio rerio (zebrafish)
Lineage: Eukaryota; Metazoa; Chordata; Actinopteri; Cypriniformes; Danionidae
Source: RefSeq, a predicted model, not a curated record